AACAUUUCACCUUCCAUUUUCUCACUUUCCCCUUUUCUUUUUUAUAUUUCCCCCUCUCUUUUUUCUUUUUUUUUAUUUCUUAUUAUUAUUGUUAUUAUUCAGUUUUCACUUUGUAGCCGCAUACACAGUCUCUAUAUUGGCCUAUUCCUCUUCUUCUCUCUCUGAUUCCUCUUUUUUCCCCCAAUUCACUUGAACAAAUUUCCCAUUAUUCCAGUGUUUUUUUUUAAUCGAUUUCUCAUCCACCCAGAACUUGAAAUUCCUUCAGAUUACAUUUCAAUAUGGCAGGAUGCAAGAUUUAUUUGAAGAAAAGGAAAACAGAUUGGCUUAAUUCCCUUUUGCAAAGCAAAUUUUUUGGUUCUUGUGUUCAUCAUCAAAACAAUAGAAAAAAUGAAAAGAAUGUGUUUUGUAUAGAUUGUGGUAUUGCUAUCUGCAGGCAUUGCCUGAUAUCUCAUUGUGUUCAUCGCCGGCUACAGAUCUGUAAGUACGUUUAUCAGUACGUCGUUCGUGUUCCCGACUUACAGGACCACCUUGAUUGUUGCAAUAUUCAGACUUAUAAGAUAAAUGGGGAGAAGGCUGUUCAUUUGAGUCCUCGUCCACAAUCGAAAGAUUCGAAACCGUCAACAAAAUUGAAGUUUGGAGGUACUUGUGAAGCUUGUGGGAGAUACAUACAAGACUUGCCUAAUCGCUUCUGCUCGAUCGCCUGCAAAGUCUCUAUGGUUCCAAUGGAACUCAACAAUCAAUGCUGUAGAUUCAUGGAUUCAGAGCCAAAUCUUAAAGAUAUUCCAUGGAAGGAAAACCAUAAUCUAGAAAUCAAUACAAGUGAAAUGGAAUCAUCAUCGAUCUCAGUAGCUGAAUCAACUGAAGAGAUUAAAGCAUGGCGAGUGAAGAUGGUGUUGAAUCCAAAGAAGCUUUUGCAUAAAAGGAAAGGCAUUCCACAUCGAUCGCCUCUGAAGUAAUGCCUAAACACUAAUCAUGAAGAUCUUCAAUACCCUUUCUCUGUCAAACCCACAUUUUUUCCAUAUAUCCAAGUCCUAUAAGAAUACAAGUAUAGAUAUAUAAUAUAACAUAUAUUUCAUCUCAUCUCUUGGUUUUUGGCUCUAUACUGGAUUAGUUAUGUUUUGGUUCCAUUUUUUUUUUUUUAUGCCAAUAUUUUUGGAGAUUGUAUAGAAAAAUGAUAGAUUUGCUUGUGGAAACAAUAAUCAAAUAAUUGACAUUGUUAUCUUAUAUUCUUUUGCUUAAUCUAAACAUUAUGGUGCUAUGCUGUUGCUAGAGCAUGCUGUAUUAAGACA
Messenger RNA from Cucumis sativus (cucumber), 1289 nucleotides. RefSeq lists its product as uncharacterized. Gene Ontology annotation, molecular function: zinc ion binding. The transcript has 4 exons. Bases 279 to 956 code for a protein of 225 amino acids. Lineage: Eukaryota; Viridiplantae; Streptophyta; Magnoliopsida; Cucurbitales; Cucurbitaceae. The record is from RefSeq and is a predicted model, not a curated record.